AUGUAGCAUAAACUAUACAUUAGUCACGUAUGAAUGAAAAGUUUACAACUUCAACAACAAUAAUUAAUUAAAAAAUUAAAAUUUACAUUAGAUAUAAGUGUAAUCUUUUAAUUUUCCACAUUUAGGUACAAUAAAUAAUCCAACACUGAUAAUAUAAUGGACUAAAAGUUGGGUUUAAAUCAUAAGACACAUCAGUGUAGUAAACAGAAGUCGGCUUGUUCAAUAAUUUUGAUUUGAUUAAAAAAAGUUUUAUACAAUUGUAACAAAAAUGAGUAAUUCAACAAUAUCUGAUCAGUCCUUAAUGGACAAAUCGAUGCGUAGUGUUUUUGUUGGAAACAUUCCUUAUGAAGCUACCGAAGAAAACUUGAAAGACAUAUUUAGUGAAGUUGGACCAGUUCUUUCUUUCAAGUUAGUUUAUGAUCGUGAAACAGGAAAACCAAAGGGCUAUGGUUUUUGCGAAUACAAAGAUCAAGAGACAGCAUUAAGUGCCAUGCGAAAUCUCAAUGGAUAUGAAAUUGGUGGUAGGACACUUAGAGUUGAUAAUGCUUGUACAGAAAAAAGUCGUAUGGAGAUGCAGAGUCUUCUUCAAGGGCAAAACACAGAAAAUCCAUAUGGUGAAGCUGUUCAAGCAGAUAAAGCACCAGAAGCUAUAAGUAAAGCAGUAGCUUCAUUACCCCCUGAACAAAUGUUUGAGUUAAUGAAGCAAAUGAAGCUAUGUGUUCAAAACAAUCCUAAUGAAGCACGACAAAUGCUACUUCAGAAUCCUCAACUCGCAUAUGCUCUUCUUCAAGCUCAAGUUGUAAUGCGAAUUGUUGAUCCCCAUACUGCAGUUAGUAUGCUACAUAAAGCAAAUCCAAUACCCAAUGUUUUAACACCAUCUGAUAAGCCACCAAUCCUUACUGUUCCUCCGCGUAUCGAAGAACCAUGGGCUGCCCCAAGAACUGCACCUAGUAUUAAUCCCCCUGCUCCAAUUUUUGCUGGUCAAGAUGUUGAUCUUCGAAUAGAUCGUCAAAUAGACCCUAGAUUAGCAAGAAUGGAUCAGGAUCUUCGAGGGCCACCACAAACUCAACCAAUGUCUGUUACUGCUCCAGUUAUUCCACCAGUUGUUGACUCUCGAGGAGCUAAUUUUGUUUUGCCAGACAAAUUUUCUACAUCUUCAAGCAGCGUUUUACCUGCGGAUGGAAUUGAAAGUUUUUGCAGAGAUCCAAGGACUGAUAGAUUUGGACGAGAUCCACGUGAUCCACGAGAUCCAAGGAUGCCUAUCGAUCCAAGAAUAAGUAAAAAUACUACUCCUGUAGCACCAAUAGUGCCACCACCUGCGGUCCCAAGACCAGUUAUAGCAUCAACUGUACCACCACCAGUAGUUAAUAAUACUUUGACUGUAGUACCUACAACACCUGGACUUGUUGUUCCACCUAAUGCUGCAACUACAUCUAGACUUAUGGCUGGAAUGUCAUCUGCUGGAAAUAUUCCUAGUGGCGCUUCAGAUCAAGAAAAAGCUGCGUUAAUAAUGCAAGUGUUACAACUCUCAGAUGAACAAAUUGCCAUGUUACCACCGGAACAAAAACAAAGUAUUUUAGUGUUGAAGGAGCAAAUUGCCAAAAGUACACAGCGAUGAAAUUACUGAAAUAAUAAAUUUUUUCAUAAAAAAUAAUGAUAAUUUUUUGUAAUAAAUCAAAUAAUAAAACAACAAUGAAUUGACAAAAUAAAAA
This is a messenger RNA of Chelonus insularis, 1712 nucleotides long. It is a transcript of the gene CstF64, whose product is annotated as cleavage stimulation factor subunit 2 CstF64. The transcript is spliced from 8 exons. Gene Ontology annotation, biological process: mRNA 3'-end processing. Gene Ontology annotation, cellular component: mRNA cleavage and polyadenylation specificity factor complex. Lineage: Eukaryota; Metazoa; Arthropoda; Insecta; Hymenoptera; Braconidae. Bases 269 to 1618 code for a protein of 449 amino acids. The record is from RefSeq and is a predicted model, not a curated record. Gene Ontology annotation, molecular function: mRNA binding.